AUGGCAUCAAAAUGCUGUGGACUAAGAUUGACGAAAUUUUUUUUUUAUAUAUUCCAGUUCAUAUUUUUGUUCACAGGGCUAGCAAUAUGUGCUUUGGGAGCCUGGAAGUUUCUGAUAACUUAUCACUUUUUACGAGUCCUGGAUAGUCAUACAUAUUCGACGGCAUUUUACUUAUUUUUAGCUACGGGUUGUCUAGUCAUUUUAGUAUUCUUAUUAGGGUGCUGUGCAAUACCAAAACAUUGGACCAAAUUAUUAUUUUUAUACAUAAUUUUGCUGGUCGCUAUAUUUUUAUUCGAAAUUUUGAUUGGAGUCCUAGCAUUUAUAUUCCAAGAAAAUAUAGAAGACGAUUUAAAUCUUAAUUUUAAUCAAACGAUUUUAAGUACUUACAAAUUUGACGAUGGUAAAACGAUAUCUAUUGACUAUAUACAAGAAAAGUUACACUGCUGUGGUGCUGUUAACUAUGAAGAUUGGUCACAGAGCCCUUGGAUUCAAGAUGGCGCAGUCAUAAACAAAGUACCUGAUUCUUGUUGUAAAACAGUUACUGAAUAUUGUGGAUUUAGGGAUCACCCUUCAAAUAUAAAUAUGGAGGGAUGUAUACGAUUCAUCGUUGAAAAAGUACAAGCCAAUUUUUGGAUUAUAUUCAUAGCAGCUUUAGGUAUCUGCGCCUUUCACGCAAUAGGUAUCAUUUUAGGAAUAAUAUUAUUUCUAAAAUUGGAAUCGGGAAAAUACGAUGCUGAUUACAGUCCGCAAAAUGGAGGCACAGAAGCUUUACUUUCUGAUACACAACAUCAUUUAUGA
This is a messenger RNA of Psylliodes chrysocephalus, 798 nucleotides long. The record is from the annotation of a GenBank genome assembly. NCBI's taxonomy places the organism in Eukaryota, Metazoa, Arthropoda, Insecta, Coleoptera, Chrysomelidae.